Molecule: messenger RNA, 805 nt
Organism: Musa acuminata subsp. malaccensis (wild Malaysian banana)
Lineage: Eukaryota; Viridiplantae; Streptophyta; Magnoliopsida; Zingiberales; Musaceae
Product: transmembrane emp24 domain-containing protein p24delta10
Biological process (GO): intracellular protein transport; endoplasmic reticulum to Golgi vesicle-mediated transport; Golgi organization
Cellular component (GO): Golgi apparatus; endoplasmic reticulum-Golgi intermediate compartment; COPII-coated ER to Golgi transport vesicle
Source: RefSeq, a predicted model, not a curated record
UCAGAUCCGGUCCUCCUCGGUCUCGCCGCUCCAAAAUGGACGACUCGUCCUCUCCUCUUCGACUACCGCUGCUACUGCUGAUGGUACUAGCUUUCGUGUGGUCCUCUCGACCUUCGCAGGCGCUGGUCUUCCACAUCCCCUCCGGCCGCGUCAAAUGCCUCACCGAGGACAUCCGUGCAGGGGCAAUGUCCCUCGCCCACUUUCGCGUCGCCGACGACCCCGCCUACGGUCACAACAUCUCCGCUAGCGUGAUGGAUCCGAAUGGGGAGGACUUGCGACGGGUGGUCGGUGUGGAGUCGGGGGAGUUCGCUUUCGUGGCGACGGAGACGGGGAAGCACACGGCCUGCUUCUGGUCGCCCCAUUUCCAGCUCGAAGCCGCCGUGACGGUGGAUUUCGAGUGGAAGACGGGGAUUGCCGCCAAGGAUUGGACCUCCGUCGCCAAGAAAGGGAAGAUCGAUGAGAUGGAACUGGAGUUGAAGAAGCUGGAGGAUUCAAUCAAUUCCAUACAUGAAGAGAUGAUAUUCUUGAGAAAUAGGGAGGAAGAGGCGCGGAGACUAAACGAAACAACAACAUCAAGGAUGGGAUCUUUGAGCAUUUUGUCCUUCAUUGUCUGCAUGGGAGUGGCCGGUUUGCAGCUUCUUCAUUUGAAGACUUUUUUCCAGAGAGAGAAGAUUCUAUGACGCCUAGAAGAUGAGAUGCAGAGUCUUUAUUUUGUCAAGUUGAGAGCUCAAGAUUUGAGCUCUUUGUAUGUUCUAUUGGACUUUAAACUGCAGCCAAAUCUCCUACAGACUUGUUUUCGGUUGGA